UAACAGAACUCGCAAAAAUGUCAAAAAAUAAGUGGACGAUGAAGUGAUUAUAGUGUCUUUUUUUUCUAAUACCUGGGCGACAGUCCAAACGUAAUAUGAAAUCAUGAAUAUUUCAAAGCAAUACGGAUUUAAAAUUUCUCUAAACCAAAAUAACCUCCCGCAUUGUAAACGCGAAUUAAUAACUUAGGUUAUGUAGUGUAAUAACAAAUAAAUGUAUACUUUUCGUUUAAACUUGAAGAGAAUAUCCAUCUGGAUACUACUCUUAACCCAGAUACUUCUAAUACUAUCGUAUUUUUUCUUACAAGUCGCACCUACUGAACCUAAAUCGGAUAUUAAAAUAUCAUUUUUGAAGAGCAAUGACGAUGUGAAAGAUGCAACUGCAACAUAUCAUACGUUAAACACCAAUAUAAUAUUAAAAUCAGUAAGCACUAAACACAGUUAUAUUGACUUUAAUUCAAGUUUGUGUUUCAAGUCUGGUACAGACUUAAUAUCAAUGAAAAUUUCCAAAGAAAUCAAUUGGAAAUGCAAAUGCUUACCAGGGUGGCACGGUAACGAUUGUGGGCAACCAGAAGUAUUAUGGAGAGCCAUGAUAGCUAGCAGAAAACCUAUUAAGAUUAAAGGGCCAAGAACCUUUGAAAGACGACUGAUCUAUUUCUUUGAAGUCGACAGGUAUUCAGAAUACGUAGCCGAUAUAAGGAUAAAUGAAUUAGGUGAUAUCGUUGACUUAUUUAUACUUUACGAAGACCGAGGAUCAAACUAUUUGCAAAGCAAGUUGAAUAAUAAAUUCUACAAAGAAUACCAGGACAAAAUUUUAUACAUCCAAGACAAAAGGGAACAUUUAUGGAAGAAAGUAAAGACACGAUUGAAAAACUUGAGAAACGACGACAUAAUCCUAUCAAGUAAUUUAAACGAAAUACCAAAUCGAGACGCCCUGACUUUCCUCAAAUUUUACGAUCAAUGGCCUCAACCCAUAAAGUUCCGCUUUCGCUGGUCGGUGUUUGGAUUCUUUUGGAUGCAUCCAAGUCGGACGAUUAUAAGUGGUGGGGCGUGUACCGUCUCUUUUUUAAAAGAAAUGUUUAAUAAUAAGUUGAGCCUACUGACCGACAACAAAACAUUGUCAAGCCAAGUAUACAAAGGUAUAAUACUAGGUGACUUGAACCAUUACGGGGGAUGGUUUUGUGAGUACUGCAACGAUCCUGCACAAGUUGUUGAGUUUCUGGCCAGCAAGCCAAAAAAUGUGAUAAACUGGGAUAGAAUAGAUAAGCAGAAGAUAGAUAAUAGUUAUAUAGAAGACUUAAUUGAGAACGGUGUAUAUAUAGACGGAAAGACACAACUUAUAAAAGCACGUAAAUAUCGGGAUAGUUAUUUUGCACCACGUUUUGUAAAUGAACAUAAUUGGAGAUAUGAUUUCUUACUUACUAAUUUUUAUUCAAAAUUAGAUUAUUACGAAGGAUAAUAGUUUCAUUUGCAAAGUAUGCAAGGUUGUAAAAUUGUAAUAAACUGUAAACUCCAUGUUACUUUAUAAUUCACUAUUUAUAAGAUGUUAGUUUUUUAUACAAAAUAGUUUGAUUUAUAUUGUGUUGACAAAGUAUUAAAUAAA
Anoplophora glabripennis (Asian longhorned beetle) is the source of this 1600-nucleotide messenger RNA. Its product is annotated as beta-1,4-mannosyl-glycoprotein 4-beta-N-acetylglucosaminyltransferase. The coding region runs from base 212 to 1456 and encodes 414 amino acids. The record is from RefSeq and is a predicted model, not a curated record. Gene Ontology annotation, biological process: N-acetylglucosamine metabolic process; protein N-linked glycosylation. Gene Ontology annotation, molecular function: beta-1,4-mannosylglycoprotein 4-beta-N-acetylglucosaminyltransferase activity. Gene Ontology annotation, cellular component: membrane. NCBI's taxonomy places the organism in Eukaryota, Metazoa, Arthropoda, Insecta, Coleoptera, Cerambycidae. The transcript has 2 exons.